UCCCAUCCUGCCUGCAGUGGCUCCCUGAUGUUUUUGGCAUGUAGUCAUAGACUCUGACGUGAGAGUAAUGGAAUCGCUGAGUGGCAGGUGCUGACAGCUUCUGCAGUCCCAGUAACUGUUCAUUUUGGUAUCAUUUGCAAUUCUAUACCUCUAAAUGCCACAGCUCUCUUGGGGAAGGUUGCGCUGGAUACCAGUACUGCCUCGGAAGACUGUGACGCCAUGGGAAACGCAGAGAGCCAGAGCGUGGAGCACGCCUUCUACGGAGACAAGCACGCCAGCCUGGGCCGCAAGCACACUUCCCGCUCACUUCGCCUCUCCAAUAAAGCCUCUCGCCGGACGCGGCACGCUUCUUCCGGAAAAAUUAUCCACCGUAACUCAGAAGUGAGCACCCGCUCCAGCAGCACCCCCAGCAUCCCCCAGUCCCUGGCGGAGAAUGGCCUGGAGCCCUUCGCCCAGGAGGCCAACCUAGAGGACUUUGGAAGCCCCAUCUGGGUGGACCGUGUGGACAUGGGCCUGCGGCCCGUUUCCUACCACACCGACUCCUCCGUCACCCCCAGUGUGGACAGCAGCACCGUCCUCACCGCCGCCUCAGUCCAGAGCAUGCCCGACUCGGAGGAGAGCAGGCUCUACGGGGACGAGCCGCCAUUCCUGGCGGAGGGCGACGGGAGGUCACAUCGAUACACGGCCAACGGGACGAACUUCAUGGAGACAGCCAGCUUCAAGAAGAAGCGCUCCAAAUCGGCCGACAUCUGGCGUGAAGACAGCUUGGAGUUUUCACUUUCUGACCUCAGCCAGGAGCAUUUAACGAGCAACGAGGAAAUCCUGGGCUUGGCUGAGGAGAAGGAUGCCGAGGCCACCCGGGGGACAGACCAGCCGCUGGUCACCUGCCAGCGCGCAAACUCUAUGAGCGACUUGUAUUCCCCCAAAACCCCGAGCGCUACCAUCAAUGGCGGCCCGCGAAAUGCCUUCGGAGGGUACUGCCGGAAUUUAGUGUCCGACAUCCCGGAUAUCAGGAGCCAUAAGAUGGCAUCGGUUACUGCUGAGGAUGCGCCUUCCUACAGUAACUACAAUACGCUGCCCUGCAGGAAAUCCCACUGCCUUUCCGAAGGGGCCACCAACCCACAAAUUAGCCAUAGUAACAGCAUGCAAGGCAGAAGGGCGAAAACUACUCAGGAUGUCAAUGCAGGUGAGGGGAGCGAGUUCACCGACAGUGGGAUCGAGGGAGCAGCCACCGACACUGACCUCCUGUCUAGACGCUCCAAUGCUACCAACUCAAGUUACUCCCCGACGGCCAGUCGGGCUUUCAUUGGCAGCGACAGUGGGAGCAGCUCAACGGGCGACGGGCUUCGCCAGGGAGUGUACGAGAACUUCCGCCGGGAGCUGGAGAUGAGCACCACCAACAGCGAGAACUUGGAGGAGGCCAGCUCUGCCCUCAGCGACGAGCAGAGCAGCGGCACCCUCAGCUCCCCGGGGCAGUCUGACAUCCUCCUGACAGCUGCCCAGGGCACGGUACGGAAAGCCGGCGCUCUGGCAGUGAAGAACUUCCUGGUGCACAAAAAGAACAAGAAAGUGGAGUCGGCCACACGCAGGAAAUGGAAGCACUACUGGGUUUCUCUGAAAGGAUGCACAUUGUUUUUUUAUGAGACUGAUGGCAGAUCUGGCAUUGACCACAACAGCAUCCCAAAGCAUGCUGUCUGGGUGGAAAACAGCAUAGUGCAAGCGGUGCCUGAACACCCUAAGAAGGACUUCGUCUUCUGUCUCAGCAACUCCCUUGGGGACGCUUUCCUCUUUCAGACCUCUAGCCAGACCGAACUGGAGAACUGGAUCACGGCAAUCCAUUCAGCUUGUGCCACCGCAGUGGCAAGGCAGCACCACAAAGAGGACACCGUCAAGCUCCUGAAAACAGAGAUAAAAAAGCUGGAGCAGAAGAUUGAUAUGGAUGAGAAGAUGAAGAAAAUGGGUGAAAUGCAGCUGUCCUCAGUAACGGACUCCAAGAAAAAGAAGACCAUACUGGAUCAAAUCUUUGUUUGGGAGCAAAAUCUUGAACAGUUCCAGAUGGACCUAUUUCGGUACCGCUGUUACUUGGCUAGUCUCCAAGGAGGGGAGCUCCCAAACCCUAAAAGACUACUUGCUUUUGCCAGCCGACCUACAAAAGUUGCAAUGGGCCGUCUUGGAAUCUUUUCAGUCUCAUCGUUUCAUGCACUGGUGGCGGCUCGCACAGGGGAGUCUGGAGUGAGGAGAAGGACGCAGGCCAUGUCCAGAUCUGCCAGUAAACGGAGAAGCAGGUUUUCUUCUCUUUGGGGACUGGAUACUACCUCGAAGAAAAAGCAAGGGAGGCCAAGCAUUAAUCAGGUGUUUGGUGAAGGUGUUGAUUCAGUAAAGAAAUCUCUUGAAGGAAUCUUUGACGAUACGGUCCCAGAUGGCAAGAGGGAAAAAGAAGUGGCCCUGAGCAGUGUCCAUCAGCACAAUCCUGACUGUGAUAUUUGGGUACAUGAGUAUUUUACGCCAUCUUGGUUCUGCCUGCCGAACAACCAGCCUGUUCUGACAGUCAUCCGUCCCGGGGACACCACACGAGAUGUGCUGGAAAUGAUUUGCAAGACACACCAGCUGGAUCACUCUGCUCACUACCUGCGUCUUAAAUUCCUGAUUGAAAACCAGAUUCAAUUUUAUGUACCAAAGCCAGAAGAGGAUAUCUAUGAACUGGUAAUGCUACCUACUGAACAAAAUUAAAUGACACUUGGUAGGACACUAUUAAUUAGUGUUUAUCUGACAUUUGUAAUAUGCAGAGUUAUGCUUUUUAACUUGCAAUUAUAGUGCUUUGCAGACCAUAGCAAAUUGGCCUACGGUAAUCUCUCCA
This is a messenger RNA of Phaethon lepturus (White-tailed tropicbird), 2857 nucleotides long. It is a transcript of the gene TIAM1, whose product is annotated as T-cell lymphoma invasion and metastasis 1. Gene Ontology annotation, cellular component: plasma membrane; cytosol; synapse. NCBI's taxonomy places the organism in Eukaryota, Metazoa, Chordata, Aves, Phaethontiformes, Phaethontidae. The coding region runs from base 220 to 2730 and encodes 836 amino acids. The transcript has 13 exons. Gene Ontology annotation, biological process: small GTPase-mediated signal transduction; activation of GTPase activity; positive regulation of axonogenesis. The record is from RefSeq and is a predicted model, not a curated record. Gene Ontology annotation, molecular function: guanyl-nucleotide exchange factor activity.